Molecule: messenger RNA, 1155 nt
Organism: Musa acuminata AAA Group (dessert banana)
Lineage: Eukaryota; Viridiplantae; Streptophyta; Magnoliopsida; Zingiberales; Musaceae
Product: reticulon-like protein B2
Exons: 6
Coding region: 204-929 (241 amino acids)
Source: RefSeq, a predicted model, not a curated record
CGUCCGAUGAUCCCGACGGAGACGUAUAUAAGGAGGGCCUCGUCUCCUCCCCGUCUGCCCGCUGCUUUCCGUUUCGGAUCGUGCGAGAGAGAAGGGAAACCAACGGAAGAAGAAGAGAGGCUAAGAAUAAGAUACGCCAUUGCGCGAAUCUCAGAACUUAAUCCUCUCUUGUAACUCCGAUAUCCAUCCCGAUUCAAGUGAACAUGUCGGAAGUUGAUGGCUCAGAGAGGAUCAACGAGAAGAUCCACGAAUAUCGAGGGUCGUCUUCGGAUUCUGAUGAUGAGAAGCCCUUGUUUCAUAAUUCAAGAAAGAAAUGGUUGUUUGGAAGGAAGGAAUCGGUACAUGCCCUACUUGGUGGAGGAAAAUCUGCUGAUAUCAUACUGUGGAGAAAUAUGCAACUAUCAGGAAGCAUAUUUGCUGGAGUUACUGUUAUCUGGCUUCUCUUUGUCUGGAUGGGCUAUCACUUGCUCACAUUUAUUUGCCACUUUCUUAUACUUUUGCUGGCAAUAUCUUUUCUCUGGAUCAACGGAGCAUCAUUUGUCAACAGGUCUCCACCAAAAUUUCCUGAAGUCUUCCUUCCUGAGGACCUAUUUCUGAGUAUCGCCCAAUCUGUAAGAUAUGAAAUUAAUGAGGCUUUGGCAACUUUCUACUAUGUUGCUUGUGGAAAGGAUUUGAAGAAGUUUUUGAUGGUAAUUGCAGGCUUGUGGGUUCUUUCUGUAAUUGGUAGCUUGUUCAGUUUCUUGACACUCAUCUACAUUAGUUUUUUGGUUCUGUAUCUUGCACCAGUACUCUACGAGAAAUAUGAGGAUCGUGUUGAUAUUGUUGUUGAGAAGGCAAUCGAAGCAAUCAAUAAGCAGUAUCAAGUGCUUGACGCAAAGUAUCUUCAGAAAAUUCCACAUCGUACCUUUUCUAAUAAAAAGCAGCACUGAGAAACUCGUCUCAUAUAUUCCAUUAUUUGUCUUUUGUUGGGCAUCCAAAUUACAACAUGCACAGAGACAUAGAUGGUCAAAAUUUUGAUAAAUGGAUGACCAUUCCACAUAUUGAAUUUUAUACAUCACACUGAUCUUACUUAUUGAUACCAUCUGAAACAGAUGUAGCAGUGCAGACUACUUUUUGUAAGACUAUAUAUCUCAAUAACUAAAUGGAUUCCCUGCC